CUUGGUAUUGGCGUUGGCCCAUCGUGCAGCCUGCGUGAAGCACCCUUGCCGUUAAGUUCUGCGCCAGUACCCGCAGCAGUGCGCCGCAUCAUUUCUUCGAGGCGUUCGCCACCCCUUGGCGCGGCAGAGCUCCCUGGCUGCAGAGGCUAGUUUCCAGCCGCAUGGCCGCGACGUCGAGGAAGCGCGCCCGCACCGAGCCGACGCCACCACCAGCAGACAAGCCCAAGGUCUUUAAUGAUGCGGUCUUAGGACAUGUGGAAUUGCACCCGUGCUGCGUCGCCGUGGUGGACACACCAGAGUUUCAGAGACUGCGAGGCUUGAAGCAGCUCGGGCCGACGGAAUAUGUGUAUCCCGCGGCCGGGCAUACUCGAUUUGCGCAUUCUUUAGGAGUGUCGUUUCUGGCCGGGAAAUUGGUCGAGAAACUCUCUCAUCAAGUGUCGCCGCCGUUGCACAUUACGGAGCGGGAGAUUUUAUGUGUCAAGCUGGCCGGGCUCUGCCACGAUCUAGGCCACGGUCCCUUGAGUCACACCUUUGAGAAGUUCGUGCGCAUGCGGCGGCCCCAUUUGAAAUGGCGGCACGAGCACGCGUCGGCGGCGCUCUUCGCGAAGGUCGUUCGCGACCAGAAAGUUGCGGCUGUGUUCGGGCGGUAUGAACUCACAGAGGACGACGUGCACUUCGUCCAGGAAUUGAUCUUUGGGGACAAGUCGGACGCUCCUCAAAAUUGGCAGUGGCGGGGCCUGCCCGCCGCAAAGCAUUUCCUCUUCGAGAUCGUCUCGAAUCACCGGAAUGGAAUUGAUGUGGACAAGUUCGACUACUUCCGGCGCGACGCCUUCCACCUCAACAUCCCCGUGUCCUUCGACUCGGAUAGGCUCAUCAUGUGCGCGCGCGCGAUUCCUGAUGAUAGAGGUAUCUAUACGGUCGCCUACCCGGAGAAGGAGGUCUGGAACGUCUAUGAAUUGUUCCGCACGCGCUUUAACCUACACAAGCGAGCGUAUCAACACCGCGUGUCGAACGCUAUUGAGAGGAUGUUAUGUGACGUGUUACUGUUGGCGGAAGAAUCGGGAUUUACCUACCGCGGUAGGAAGCUGUCCGAGGCCAUGGAUUCGUUAGAUGCGUACGCGACCUUGACCGAUAGCGUGUUUGAUGUAAUAGACUUCCUCUCAACGACGGACGCGUCACUGCGACCGGCAGCGGAGUUGCUGGAACAUGUGAGGCGGCGCCAACUCCACAAGCAUGUGGGCGAGGUCGUCGUGCCUCCUUUGAAACGAGAUGACAUUUGCGCGUUGUCCGACGACGACUUGUUGCGGACGAUCGCGCGGCACUCGACGCCAGCCGGACGGCAAGCAUUGCUCGCGGGAGCCUACGCCGCGAGGUUCGACAUCACGUUCGGCAUGGGCGAUAACAAUCCUGUCGAAAGAGUCUUCUUCUAUUUGCGGAGCGACGACGCCGUCGGGCGAGUCCUGAAAGGUUCCCAAGUGUCGACGUUCGUGCCGCGGCACUUCGCCGAGUCGUACGUCCGGUUGUUUUUGAGAGAUAGAGACGAUAGCGAGCUGUUCGACGUGGCGUCGAGCGCUUUGCAGGCGUGGGAGCGCGCGGUUCUAGGAAGGGUGGAAAGCGCCAUCGCUCCGUCGCCGCCCCAGAAAGGUGCUGCACGGCGGCCGCCGCGGCCGCCGCCUCCCAGAACGCCGUAA
Pelagomonas calceolata is the source of this 1691-nucleotide messenger RNA. The record is from the annotation of a GenBank genome assembly. Lineage: Eukaryota; Pelagophyceae; Pelagomonadales; Pelagomonadaceae.